This is a messenger RNA of Candoia aspera, 5488 nucleotides long. It is a transcript of the gene TRPC4AP, whose product is annotated as transient receptor potential cation channel subfamily C member 4 associated protein. Lineage: Eukaryota; Metazoa; Chordata; Lepidosauria; Squamata; Candoiidae. The record is from RefSeq and is a predicted model, not a curated record. Gene Ontology annotation, molecular function: phosphatase binding. Gene Ontology annotation, cellular component: Cul4A-RING E3 ubiquitin ligase complex. The transcript is spliced from 19 exons. Bases 54 to 2423 code for a protein of 789 amino acids. Gene Ontology annotation, biological process: ubiquitin-dependent protein catabolic process.
GCUCUGAGAGGAGAGGCGCUUCCUGUUUGCGUCUGGCCGGGGCAAGGGAGAUUAUGGCAGCCACGAUAGGAGGUGUAGGAGCUGCAUUGCCAGCGCUAUCACCAGCAGUGGACCCUGUUUCCUGCAUGCUUGGCCGGCGUGGAGCAAAGAGAGGGCCGAUUAACAUCUUGGCCCAGCUUCGGCAUGCACAGCUCAGCGGCCGGGGCCUGACGCGGGGGUCACAGAUCACAGGAGCUUUGUUAAAAGAAAGAGACAAACAAGCAAAGUGGAAUGGAAUUCCUUUGCUCUUACAAAAGCUCUAUGAGACUAGCCAUGCUAAUAGUGAUUUUUCUCAAUGUCAGAGCAUCUUAAAGGAAAUUUCUCCCCUCCUUUCAAUGGAAGCCAUGGCAUUUGUCACAGAAGAAAGAAAACCUGCUCAAGAAUCUACUUUUCCAAAUACUUAUACAUUUGACCUAUUUGGAGGUGUUGAUCUUCUAGUAGAAAUACUUAUGAGGCCAACAUUUAUUACACAGAAGAAAAAACAAAAGAUAAGUGAUGAUCUUAUCAAGGACUGCUUAAGCAUAUUAUACAAUUCCUGCAUAUGUACUGAAGGAGUCACUAAGCGAUUGGCAGAAAGAAAUGAUUUUGUGCUGUUCUUGUUUACACUGAUGACGAAUAAAAAGACAUUCCUGCAAACAGCCACCCUUAUUGAAGACAUUCUGGGAGUGAAAAAGGAAAUGAUCCAAUUAGAAGAUAUUCCAAAUCUCGCCAAUCUCGUCUCCAGUUUUGACCAACAGCAGCUAGCAAAUUUCUGCAGGAUCCUUGCAGUUACAAUUUCAGAGCUUGACACAGGCAGUGAUGAUAAACACACACUACUUGCUAAAAAUGCUCAACAGAAAAAAAAUUUAGGUCCUUCUCGAGCAGAAAUAAAUCAAGCUACCCUUCUCAAUAUACCAGGCUUCAUUGAACGACUGUGUAAACUAGCAACCCGAAAAGUAUCAGAAACAACAGGAACUUCCAGUUUUCUUCAAGAGCUGGAGGAGUGGUACACCUGGCUAGACAAUGCACUGGUUCUUGAUGCACUAAUGCGUGUGGCAGAUGAAGAAACAGAGCAAAGCAGCACAGAAUCUUCAGAUGAGAGUGGAUUUGCCAACACUUCAACAAGGAAUCAGCUUCCUCAGUCCAUGAAAAUUAUGCAUGAAAUUAUGUAUAAAUUGGAGGUUUUAUAUGUUCUUUGUGUGCUUUUAAUGGGAAGACAAAGGAAUCAGGUUCAUAAAAUGAUUGCUGAAUUUAGAUUGAUCCCUGGCCUUAAUAAUUUGUUUGAUAAAUUAAUCUGGCGGAAACAUUCAGCAUCAGCCCUUGUUCUGCCUGGGCACAAUCAGAACUGUGACUGUAGCCCGGAUAUUACCUUGAAGAUCCAGUUUUUGAGACUACUUCAGAGUUUUAGUGAUCAUCAUGAGAACAAGUAUCUACUUUUAAACAGCCAAGAGCUUAAUGAAUUGAGUGCAAUCUCCCUAAAAGCCAACAUCCCUGAGGUCGAGGCUGUUGUCAACACAGACAGAAGUUUAAUUUGUGAUGGGAAAAGAGGCUUGCUAACCAGACUUCUUCAAGUAAUGAAGAAAGAACCAGCAGAAUCAUCAUUCAGAUUUUGGCAAGCAAGGGCAGUUGAAAGUUUCCUGAGAGGUGCUACUUCCUAUGCAGAUCAGAUGUUCUUGCUAAAAAGAGGGCUUCUAGAGCAUAUUCUCUACUGCAUUGUUGACAGUGAAUGCAAAUCACGUGAUGUGCUUCAAAGUUAUUUUGACCUUCUGGGGGAACUGAUGAAAUUCAACAUAGAUGCUUUCAAGAGGUUUAAUAAGUACAUCAAUACAGAUGAAAAGUUUCAGAUAUUUUUGAAUCAGAUCAACAGUUCACUAGUUGAUUCCAACAUGUUGGUUCGUUGUAUUACUUUGUCUCUGGAUCGAUUUGAGAGCCAGUCAGAUAUUAAAGUUGCAGAAGUCUUGACUGAGUGCCGUCUAUUAUCAUAUAUGUCACAGAUGUCGAUGAGGAUGUCCUUUCUUUUCCGGCUCAUUAAUAUUAUUCAUGUACAGACACUUACCCAGGAAAAUGUAAGUUGUCUGAACACAAGUCUAGUUAUCUUAAUGUUAGCUCGAAGAAAAGACAAGCUCCCAUUCUAUCUGCGUACACUGCAAGAGAUGGAAUAUACAAAGAAAUAUCCUGGUUUCAUCCUGAACAAUUUUUAUAGUCUUCUUCGUUUCUGGCAGCAGCAUUACCUCAAUAAGGACAAGGACAGCACCUGUUUAGAAAACAGUUCGUGUAUUAGCUUUUCCUAUUGGAAAGAGACUGUCUCUGUUCUGCUUAGUAUGGAUCAGACAUCACCUUGUGCCAUAGUUAGCUACAUCGAUGAGGCGUACAUGGAUAUUGAUAGAGACUUCACCGAAGAGUAAUUCCACUGGUUCUCACUUCCAGUGGACAAUACCUCAGAGGGAAUCUUGCAGACAUUGGAUUUUCAGGGAUAUGCUGUGUGCACAAGCUUGGAACUAUGGAAUACUACUAUCUUAAUGUAUUUUCUCCCCUUGCCCCCACCACCCUCCUUAAAGAGCAAGAUUUCACAAACUUGAAACAUAUCAUAUAUUCAGGGAAACCUGCAUCCUGUUUGGAAUUGUCUGCAAAAAGGUCAGCUUUUUCCUGCUCAUGAUGGCUAUAAGCCUUUGAGCUUGGUAGGUGGGAUCUUUCAGAUAUGCAAGGGUUAGUUGUGGCUUUUCCUUCUGGUAACCCAAAUUAGAAGUUAAAAGGAGAGGUAAUUUCCUAUACCAUUGAAACAAGCUGGUUUUAUAGGCACACCUAAGGUACACCCGCCACUCUUAAGCCAUCAUAAAAAGUUGAUUCCUAACUUUUCACAUCUUUUUCUUUGUUUUGCAUUUCAAGAGGAUUGUGUGUGCAAUUCACUUUUAAAUUCAUAGAAAUAAUGGCUUGUCCUUCUUCUCUGCAAAUGAUUUUGGAAAUGUGUCCUACAAAACUGUCCCAUUCUCCUCUUUGGCUCCCUGUUGAAUUUUAUUCAGAAGUGUCUCUGGUCUGUGGAUUUGUCUUCAACAGAUUUUUGGAGUGCUGUCUAGAACAGGCAUAUAUUGCAGUGAUGGAAGUCGUUUGCUUUUUUUCCUGGCUUUUUGUUUGUUUGUUUGUUUGUUUAUUGGGUUUACAGAUAGAGUCAGAGGAAAAACAAGGGAAAAUAAAAAGAACAAAAAAAGUGAAAGAUUUACAAGCUUUGUAAAAUUAACCUAAUAGAUUUCAAAACGGCAUUGAUAUAAAUCUACAUAUUACAGUCUCUUAUACCAAUGUAGUUUUAAGUUAAUGUUAAAAUUAGCUUUUUAUGCAACAAUUAACAACUGUAACCAGUAUGAAUCAAAUUGUAAAUCAAAGUAAAAAAAAAAUACAGUAAUUUCUGCCUAAUCUAAGAAAUGUGAAUUUAACAUCAUAAAAAGAUUAAAUAUUAGUCUAAUAUGUAGAUUUAUGUCAGUAUCUUUUUGAAACAUUUUAGUUAAUUUUACAAUGUUUCCAAGUCUCCUUUCCAUCUCCAUUUUUGUUCUUUUUAUUGUUCCAUUUGAUUGUAUCUGUAAAUCUAAUAGACAAAAAGAAGGGGGGAGAACAAAUAAAUUAAAAUUUACUGAUUUUUUCUAAAUGCUGCAGUCUGGCCAUUUUGUCAAUAAACAAUGCAAAUGGAGUUUUCUCCCACAGUACUGCUUUUACUGAAUAUAAAACCUACUCUUGAACAGAAGGGUGUACUAAUUUGCACUCUGGGAACAUAGAGGUACCAGCUGAAAUGAAUGAAUUAGCACCAUCCAUUCUGAUGUGUAUAUAUAUAUAUUGUUCCUAAUGUGUAAUAGUAACUGGAAGUUGUCUAUUCUACUACUGAUACUUGUAUUUCAUAUGGGGUGAAUUAUUCCGUAAAUACUGAAUUUGCUAUUGUAACUGCCAGUGUUAAACAAGUUAGUUGGAAGACAGCAGUUGUUGAUUCCAGAAACAUUUUUGGAAUAAAAGCUUCAUUACAACCUUGUGCUCAGGCACUUUAUGAGGCAGUAAAACAGCCCUUUUUAUCCUCAGCUUUGAACUAUUCUUAUAUAUGCAUUUACAGUUUUGAAACAUUUUACCUAAAACAGAAUAGAUCCCUGAAAAGCCUCAAGUUAAAAUACCAAAAAGAUAUGCUGGUUGUAUUCUGUUAAAAUUUACCCUUCAGAGGAAAGUUUUUAUUAGUAUCAGCCCUUAGUUAGAAAUGUAAUGGCAAGACAUCCCCGUGAGAUCUAUAAGACUUGAAAGCAAGGUAGAAUUGAUCUGCUGUUCUCCCAUUCACGUUUGCUCUGCACGCGCUACUGCACCUUAUUUUUAGGCAAAAGCAAUGGAAACAACAGCUCUUCUUGUGGCUGGUUUGUGUACAAAUCUUAAUUAUUGAAGUAUUUACUGGGGGCAAAAAAAGUUUCCACUUGUAAUAAUGGUAAGAAGCGCCCUAUCAGGAAAGCCUGACUGCUCCGUAAUUCUCUGAUUGUGAAUCUGUUGGCUGAACAAAGCAGCACUUUAUUAAGGUUAUCCCUUGUUGUCUUAUCCUUUACGACUUGUCAGAAAUAAAAUGGAAACUUUGGAGUUAAUCAUGUAUCUUGCUUUAAAAAACCUCUAAGGGUAUCUUUAAACUGACUUCCCCAGUGUCCCUGUACUCCCAUUACACAUCUGAUGCCUUUGGAGGAUGUCAUUCAAGAAUUUUAAUUUGGGGACAAAUUUUGGGAGAGUCAGUUGCCUCUACAACAUCCCCACCCUCGGUUCUAGGUCAUAUUGUGUUGACUCUGUAACUGUAGUAAACAUAGAAUAAAGACUCAAAUGCCUGUGGAUUCCUUUGAUUAGAAUUGGAACAUUGACAGAAUAUGGCCAUAGCCUGCAAAAAUGAAUUCUAAAUACCUAAUUUUCCUUCAUACAUAUGUCUUUCCAUUGAAUGGUCAUGCUGCUUUUUCUAAUCAGUUUGGCUUUCAGUAGGACUGUUCUCACUAAUAUAAAAAAAAAAUCCUUAGCUACUUGUAGGGUUACUUGAUUUACCUAUCAAGCUGUGCAUUUAUUUCUGGCUUAUCAGUGUAAGCAAUUCCAAAGAGUUGGGUUGGAAGUUUUGGCUCAGGGUGUAUUAUUUGCCUUUUGGUUCCUAUAGGGAAACAUGAGUGUCCAUGUUCCUCUUCCACAGCUACUUCUGUAGAACUCCUUUGUACAUGAUGAGAAACUACAAUAGACUUGGAUUAAAUAUAAAUUGCUUCAAGGGGUAAUAGCUGGUGAAUCACAUUUAAGUGUGGCUGAAAAAGAAUUGGGAAGUCACUAAAGGAAUGGAACUGUUGUGUAGCAAAAAGGCGGGCUCCCCUGGCCAGCAAAUGUUUCUGGAAAUUUUAAUUAUUUCACAUGAAUUAAUGUUCAUGCUGCCCAGAUUAAUACUUACUAACACCACAUAAAUGUAUUAAAUGGAAUAAAGAAUUCUAUUUUAAAA